AUGGGAGAUAAUACUUUUUUUAAAAAAUCUCCAAAAUCUACGCCUAUAAUCAACGAUUAUGAAAUAUCUAAUAAUGUUCUUGGUUUAGGAAUUAGUGGAAAAGUUGUAGAAUGUUGUAGCAAAAUUUCAAAAGAAAAAUUUGCACUCAAAGUCCUUCACGAUAAUGUUAAAGCUAGAAGAGAAGUUGAAUUGCAUUGGAAAGCGAGUGGUCAUCGUCACAUAGUUAAUAUUAUUGAUGUUUAUGAAAACACCUACAGUGGGAACAAGUGUUUACUAGUUGUAAUGGAAUGUAUGGAAGGCGGGGAAUUAUUUCAACGAAUACAGGAUAAGCAAGAUGGUGCGUUCACCGAAAGAGAAGCUGCUCAAAUAAUGAGAGAAAUUUGUUCUGCCGUUAAAUAUUUACAUGAUAUGAAUAUAGCUCAUAGAGAUUUAAAACCGGAAAAUUUGUUGUAUUCUCAUAAAAGUUCAUCAGGAAUUUUAAAACUCACAGACUUUGGUUUCGCUAAGGAAACAUUUACAAAAGAUACACUACAAACACCAUGUUAUACACCUUAUUAUGUUGCUCCUGAAGUUUUAGGUCCAGAAAAAUAUGAUAAAAGUUGUGAUAUUUGGUCCCUGGGUGUCAUCAUGUACAUAUUAUUGUGUGGUUUUCCACCAUUUUACAGUAAUCACGGCCUUGCAAUAUCUCCUGGAAUGAAAAAAAGAAUUAGAACCGGUCAAUUCGAUUUUCCAAGUCCAGAAUGGAAGUCUGUUAGUCAAGAUGCUAAAGACCUUAUUAAAAAAAUGCUUACCAUUGAUCCUGUCAAAAGACCAACCAUCGAAGAAAUUAUGAAAAAUAAAUGGAUUGCGCAAUAUACAGAAGUACCUCAAACUCCAUUACAUACAAACAGAAUGCUUAAAGAAGGUGAGGAUCACUGGCCUGAAGUACAAGAAGAAAUGACUCGAUCUUUGGCGACAAUGAGAGUUGAUUAUGAUCAAAUACACAUUAAAAAUUUAGACAAUAGCAAUAAUCAACUUUUAAUAAAAAGAAGGAAAAAAACGGAAGCUGCCAAAGCACAGUAA
Pediculus humanus corporis (human body louse) is the source of this 1062-nucleotide messenger RNA. RefSeq names its product cAMP-dependent protein kinase catalytic subunit, putative. Gene Ontology annotation, molecular function: mitogen-activated protein kinase binding; calcium/calmodulin-dependent protein kinase activity; ATP binding. Gene Ontology annotation, cellular component: cytoplasm; nucleus. The transcript has a single exon. Gene Ontology annotation, biological process: peptidyl-serine phosphorylation; intracellular signal transduction; protein autophosphorylation. NCBI's taxonomy places the organism in Eukaryota, Metazoa, Arthropoda, Insecta, Psocodea, Pediculidae. The coding region runs from base 1 to 1062 and encodes 353 amino acids. The record is from RefSeq and is a predicted model, not a curated record.